Molecule: messenger RNA, 2616 nt
Organism: Entamoeba nuttalli P19
Lineage: Eukaryota; Evosea; Mastigamoebida; Endamoebidae
Exons: 1
Coding region: 1-2616 (871 amino acids)
Source: RefSeq, a predicted model, not a curated record
AUGGUUGUUCUGUUUUUAUUUAUUGUUAGCCUUUAUGCUUCAAGUUGCCAAAGACCUAUUACAAUUCAAGAAAAUUUUGAUGAUGUAAUUGAUUUGAGUUACAAAGGAGAAACCAAUAAAUGGAGUUGCCAACAAGUUGACUCUGAGGUACAUGAAGACAAGUCAGUAAUAUUUCAAUAUACACCUUCUUCUAACAAAAUGAUUGAAAUAUCUACAUGUUAUGCACAAACAAAUUUUGCAACAAGAAUUAUUAUUGGAAGUUCUUGUAUUGAUGAUGUAACUUCUUCUUGUGUUGGAGCUAAUGAUGGAGACCCUAAUGGGCUUUGUGAUGGACAUAGAUCUAAAUUGAUUGUAAAUGUAAAAGCAUCUCAAAGUUAUUUUAUUAUUGUUUCUGGAGUAACUAGUCAUGACAGUGGAUCAUUUAGAUUAACUGUAAAAGAAUAUAUUAAUCCUACUAGUACUACAUGUUCUAAUGCAUUAAAAAUUAAUAGUUUCCCAGAAACUGUUGAUGCAACUAUUUUAUCUAGUUUAACUUAUAGUGGAAAUUAUCAUGGACUUUUGAGAGGUAUGUGGUUUAAAUUCAAUGCUACACAAAAUACUCAUGUUAUUGAUACAUGUAAUAAAAAUACUCAAUACCCAACAACAAUUUAUCUUUAUAAAAAAGUAACUACUUCAAAUGGUUGUAUGGGUGAUGCACCAAUUGCAGAAGCUACAGAAGGAUGUGGAUCAUUUGCACGUUUAUACUAUGACAAAUUUAUUGUUGGAGAGGAAUAUUAUGUAUUUGUACAUUUUACUGGAGACACAUCAAAAUCACCUGUUUCUGGGUCAUUUGAAGUUACAUUCAGAACAAAUGGUGGAGAUAAUUACAAAUGUACUAAUUCAUUUUCAAUUUCCAAAAAACCAUUUAAUAUAAUUAUGGAUAUGUCUGGAUAUACUAAAAGUACCUCACCUUGUUCUCUCAACACUCAACAAACUGGAAUGUAUUUUAGUGUUAGAGGAGAUGGUAGAAGAUAUGCUAUUCAUACUUGUUUCACUCAAAGUUCAGGAUCUGAUCAUACGUCACUUGAACUUUAUUCAAAUGGAUGUGACAAUUGUGCUGAAGUUAGCUCUAACACAUGUGGUAAUGAUGCAUUAAUUAAUGUAUUCCUUGAAGCAAAUCAAUUGUAUAGAUUUAGAGUAGUUUGUACUAAUCCACAAUGUAAAGUUAAUGUUGGGGUAAUGCAAAUUGAUUUUAAAGAUAAUUAUCUUUGUGAACAUGCCAGACUUUUAAAUAUAACAACAGAAGGAGAUCAAUUCACUCAAUACCUUAUUGGAAGUAAUCAAGAAAGUUAUACUGUAUUUGAUUGUAAAGACAAUAAAAAGAAUCUUAAAGGAGGGUGGUAUGAAUUAAAAGCUGAAACUGAAGAUAUGAAUAUUAUGCAUGGAGUUUAUACUUUUAAACCAGAACAAUAUACUGGAUAUCUUGCUACUCUAAAAGGGUGUUCAGAAUGUAUUAAAUCUACUUUUGACUUAUAUGCUACUUCUGUUGAAAACAUUAAAAAGGGAGAAAGUUUAUUUGUAUUUGCUACAACUAUCCUUCGAGAAGGAAGUGGUAAUGAGUUUGGUACUUUUAUGUAUUGGGCUGUAAAAAGAGAUACUAAAGGAACGACAUUUGAUAAAGCAUAUGAAGUAACAGUUCCUUAUUCAGGUAUUUUUGGUAUUGGAACUCAAUUACCUGUUCAAUGUUCUCAUCUUAGAUUCCCUAAUUUACAUUCAUUCCCAGCAAUAAUUCUUAAAUAUGAACAACCAGAAGAUACUACUUAUGUUGUAUCAACUUGUGGAAGUGAAACAGUAACAAGUACUAUGAUCGAAGUUUUAUUUACUCAAAAUAAUGGAAAUAGAGAAUGUUAUAAUACAAAUGAUAUAAAUGAAUGUGGAUAUGGUACUACGGUUACUUCUUCUGGUAAAGGUAGUAAAUAUGCACUUGUUGGUAUUAACCCAGAUGUUUCAGUAGAAAAAACAGUUACUAGAGUUAAUAUUUAUGAAAAUAUUGCUGAAGAGAGUUCUAAAUGUAGUAAUGCUGAGACAAUUACUAUUCCAAGUACUUAUUAUUCAUAUACAGAAAAGGCACAUUCAUCAAGAAGUAAAUGUGGAAUUGUUGCUGAUGGACUAAAAGGAAAAUGGUUUGUAUAUACUCCAAAAGAAACAGAAAAAGUAUUAAUACAAACUGAUGAUGUUACUACUUUUAAUACUCAAAUUGGUGUUUAUACUUCAUGUGAAAUGCUUACUGAUUUAUCUGUACCAGGUGAUUGUUAUAAAGGAACUAACUUUUAUAAAUCACCAGUAGGGCAACAUGGUACGAUAUUAACAACUAGAUUAGAAAAAGGACAAACAUAUUAUAUUUUUGUAGGAGGUGCUACAUAUAGUGAUAGUGGUAUGAUGAGAGUUAAAUUUGAUUAUUAUGAAGGUGAAUUAGAUAAUGAAGAAGAUGGAUUAAGUGGAGGUGAAAUCUUUGGAAUUAUUGUUGCUGUUCUUUUCUUAGUUGUUAUAUUACUUGUUAUUGGAUUAUUUGUUGGAUAUAUUGGAUAUAAGAAAUAUCAAAAUAAACACAAUAAAUCAUCAUUUGGAACUUUCUAA